CAGGCCACCUCCCCACUUUCUCUCUUCUCCUUUCCUAUUAGUACCAGUUUACCAUUUCUUUCUUCUUCUCCUUCUUCUCCACGUAAAACCCAGAAACCAAUUCUCCUUCCAAUUCCAAGAAGGAUCACAUUUUUCUUUUUCUUGUUUUUGGAAUAGUAAUACAUAUCCAGAAUCCGUAUAUUUCCAAUUUAGUGUUGCGUAGGAAAGUUGUUUCCUUUUUUGUACCCAUAGAAACUUGAUCUUUAUAUAGUGUUGAGAGUUCUGAAGGUGAGCUGCUUAUUCUACAGAGUUCCCCAAGAUCAGUUUUUUUUUUGGUUCUUUUCUUCAGCUGAAAACUUGUUUUAAGAUUUCUUACCUUUCUUAUUAAAGAUCUCGGAGAAAAAACUGUGCUUUUGAGAUUCUGUUUCUUGCAAAAUAGUGGUAAAGAUUAUAGGUUCUUUGUCUUUCUUUUUUGGUUGUCAUUUUGUGAAUAUUCUCCAACUCUGCAGAAGUUCUUUUUUCUGGAAUUCUUGCAAGCAUUGAUAGCUUUGUGUAAGAAUUCAAUUCCAAACAGAGCUUUGAUUUGAUUACUUGUAUAGUUUUUUUGUUCCAAAAUGGUUAAAGUUCAGAAUUUUUUGCUUCCUUCUUGGUUUUAGAAUUAAGAACUUUUAUUAGGCCAAUUGGUAGUUUUCUUCCUCAAGGCGGUUUUUUCCUGAUUUUUAGACCAAGUUAGUUGCUUCUGCCUCACGGCUUUGACAAAUUCUUGCACAACAAAUAUGUCGGUUAUGGAGAGUAAUCUGCAGCAAAGUCGGUUUCUUGCUGCCCCUCUUAAGACUAACGAUGAAUAUCCCGAUGGGUUCAUGGCCUUAGCUCCAGAAAACAGCAGAGUUGAUCAAGAAGAAGAUAUGAUCAGCUCAGAGCCUAAUAAUGCUGAUGAUCAAGACAUGGUUUCUGAUUGUGAAAGUAGCACCACCAACGAAGAGGGAUUGGGAAUAUUUGGUGAUUGUUCUAUCAAGGUUGACGAAGAUGAUAAGCAGCAUGAAUUUAUCAAGCAAAGAUUUGUUUCGAGUUUGACUGAACAGGGGCUUACGCAUACUCAAAUUGAAGCCAUUCAUAAGAAUGCUUGUUCUAGCUGGACAGCUCGAGCAAGGUUUAUGUCUUUUUCCAUCUUUUCUCGAGCUUUACAGAAGAAGACUGAAGGCCAUCCUAAUGUGAAGUAUGCUUGGUAUGGCGCAUCUAAAGAUGAGAUCAGAAACAUAUUUCUACAUGGUUUCGGUAACACUUUAAAUGAUGGAAUUUAUGGCCGUGGAAUUUAUCUUGACCCUUCUGAUUCUCUUCGAGAGAGUAUUCAAUCCUCAGUUGUUGAUGAAGAUGGGCUCAGGCACCUAGUGCUUUGCCGUGUUGUAUUGGGGAGAAUGGAGAUUGUUCAUCCUAAUCAAUCUCAUCCCAGUUCUGAGGAGUUCGAUUCAGGGGUUGACAAUUUAUUGUCUCCUAGAAAAUAUAUUGUUUGGAGCACUCACAUGAACAAUCAAAUAUUCCCAGAAUAUGUUGUCAGUUUCAGACUCCCAUCCAACUUGAAAGUUGCAGGAUGUCAAAGGAUUUCAACUCCCCUCAAGAUGCCUAGCUCACCUUGGAUGCCUUUUCCAACAUUGAUAACUGCACUUGCAAAGUUCUUGCCGCCUAAUAGCAUCAAAGCGAUCCAAAAACAUCACAGUGAUCAUAGAGAAAAGAAAAUCACAAGACAAGAAUUGAUACAGCGAGUUAGACGAAUUGCAGGAGACGAUUUGUUGGUGGCUGUCAUAAAAUCCUUUAGAGACAAGAUGGAGACAUCAAUGGUAUUUCCGCCAAGCAAUAAGCCAAUCAAGUGCCACAAGCAGCGUGGAAGAGCUUGUGGUUGCUCCAAAAAUUGAAGGCUUCAAACUCUUUUAGAAGGCAAAAUGGAUGCUUCGGAGUUCAGAUAUAGAUACAACUAACCUCAUAGGCCUGAUGACUUAGAAACAACAUAUGUGCAGAAAAUAGCAGAGUAGUUUCUUAACCAUAUAAGCACUCUUUCUUUCAUUUUGCCUUUUUCUGGUUUUCUGUUGCAGUCCAUCAUUACAAGGUUGUUGCCAUAGCAAUUUGGCUGAUCAGCAAUGAAGUUGGUUAUCUU
This is a messenger RNA of Coffea eugenioides, 2128 nucleotides long. Its product is annotated as probable inactive poly [ADP-ribose] polymerase SRO5. The record is from RefSeq and is a predicted model, not a curated record. The transcript is spliced from 5 exons. Bases 756 to 1889 code for a protein of 377 amino acids. Gene Ontology annotation, molecular function: NAD+ poly-ADP-ribosyltransferase activity. NCBI's taxonomy places the organism in Eukaryota, Viridiplantae, Streptophyta, Magnoliopsida, Gentianales, Rubiaceae.